Molecule: messenger RNA, 1410 nt
Organism: Drosophila takahashii
Lineage: Eukaryota; Metazoa; Arthropoda; Insecta; Diptera; Drosophilidae
Gene: Gr64f
Product: Gustatory receptor 64f
Biological process (GO): detection of chemical stimulus involved in sensory perception of taste; sensory perception of sweet taste
Cellular component (GO): membrane
Molecular function (GO): sweet taste receptor activity
Source: RefSeq, a predicted model, not a curated record
AUGAAGUUCUUGCCGAAACUGGAGCGCAAGUUCCGCCGGCUGAAGAAGAAGGUGACCAGAACACCAUUGGUUAGGAAACUGGAUUUAGUUCACGAGAGUGCCCGUAAAAAGGCCUUUCAGGAAAGUUGUGAAACCUACAAAAAUCACAUGGAGAAUGAGUACGAGCUGCGGACUAAACAGCCAAAGCUAUCCCGCAGCAACAAGGAGGCAUUCCUCAGCGAUGGAAGUUUCCACCAGGCAGUGGGCAGAGUUCUCCUCGUGGCCGAAUUCUUUGCCAUGAUGCCGGUCAAGGGAGUGACGGGCAAACAUCCUUCAAACCUGAGCUUCUCCUGGCGAAACAUUCGCACCGGUUUCUGUCUGGCCUUCAUCGCAUCAAGCAUAGCCAACUUUGGACUAUCGUUGUUUAAGGUUUUGAACAAUCCAAUCAGUUUCAACAGUAUUAAGCCCAUUAUAUUCCGUGGAUCUGUGCUUCUCGUAUUGAUAGUGGCUCUCAAGUUGGCGCGGCAGUGGCCCCAGUUGAUGAUGUAUUGGCACACGGUGGAGAAGGAUCUGCCGCAGUAUAAAACGCAGUUGGGCAAGUGGAAGAUGGGCCACACCAUAUCGAUGGUCAUGCUGGUGGGAAUGAUGCUGUCCUUUGCGGAGCACAUUUUGAGUAUGGUAUCGGCCAUAAACUAUGCUUCAUUCUGUAACCGCACCGCUGAUCCCAUCCAGAAUUAUUUCCUGCGCACCAACGAUGAGAUCUUUUUUGUGGCCAGCUACUCCACUCCUUUGGCCUUGUGGGGCAAGUUCCAGAAUGUCUACUCCACCUUCAUUUGGAACUACAUGGACAUGUUUGUGAUGAUUGUCAGCAUUGGUUUGGCCUCCAAGUUUCGCCAGCUCAACGAUGAUUUGCGAAAUUUCAAAGGAAUGAACAUGGCACCUGCUUACUGGUCAGAACGUAGAAUUCAAUAUAGGAAUAUAUGUAUUCUAUGCGACAAAAUGGAUGAUGCUAUAUCCCUUAUAACAAUGGUGUCGUUCUCAAACAAUUUAUAUUUUAUAUGCGUCCAAUUGCUGAGAAGUUUAAACACCAUGCCUUCGGUGGCCCAUGCUGUGUACUUUUACUUCUCGCUCAUCUUCCUGAUUGGUCGCACUUUGGCGGUUUCACUGUACUCCGCCAGUGUGCAUGACGAAUCCAGGUUAACCUUGAGAUAUCUGCGCUGUGUGCCCAAGGAGUCCUGGUGUCCAGAGGUAAAACGAUUUACGGAGGAGGUAAUCAGCGAUGAGGUGGCGCUCAGUGGAAUGAAGUUUUUCCACCUCACAAGGAAGCUGGUGUUGAGUGUUGCCGGCACCAUUGUCACCUACGAACUCGUUCUCAUUCAAUUUCACGAGGACAACGACCUGUGGGACUGCGACCAGAGCUACUACUCAUAG